AUGCAUCUAUGGUACAGAAAUGUUGAUGAAAACAGCAUAAAUCUUCAAAUCAUUCAAAACUACCAACUAGCUGUCAACUAUUUGGAAGAAGUCAAUAACAAAUACACAAGAAUCAUAAACAUAUGUCAUGGUCAAGGCCACAUCACGGAUCUACUUUCUCCAAGCGAACUAGCAAAGCUGAUCCAGAAGGCUGAAACAACGAUUCCAUCAGAUAUGCACAUAUUACUCAAACCUGUAAGCAGAAUGGAAGUCUCCUAUGAUGCGAAUGAACUAAGAAUAGUCACCUUCUUCUUCAUUAUCCAAAGACAAAGUUACGACAUCAUCAAAGUAUUUCCCGUCCCGGUUAAGAAGAGAGAAAACAUAUUCAUAGCACCAAAAGUAUCCAAUGACUUAUUAGCAGUAGAGUACAACAGUCAAAAAUACUUCGAAAUAGAUAAACAGGAAGUCAAGGAAGCCGUAAAACUACGAGAAGGCCUAUACAUUUAUAAUCCUGGAAUGGUCAAAAACAUGGAACAGCAUCCGAAUUGCAUCAUCCAAAGCAUCUACCAAAAAAAUGGGAAAUUCGACUGUGAACUCUCCAGCAUUCAAGUCCAAGACGUAUUAUGGAAAGAACUAAUCAAACCAAAUACGUGGAUGUUCAUUUCCAACCAACCGUCCACUAUAUCAAAACUAUGCGGAGGAAAACGAGAAGAAAUUACCAUCAAUGGAACUGGCACAAUUCACAUAGGAGCAGACUGUCUCCUCAGAACGCAAAAUAUAAUCCUUCGAGCGAGGUUCACGAAUGAGAUGAAAUCAACAACGACGUUCAGCAAGCCAAUCCCAUUGAACUUAUGGCAAGGGAACUCGAAUCCUUCCAAUGAAAAUCUCAUCGAGCCCGAAACAGCAAUGGGCAACAUCUCUGCAAAUUUAACAAAGAUAAUUCUAGAAGAAGAGGAACCAAAUUCACAUAUCUGGAGACAUUUUUCACACCCUCUUGCUACAACCACCGUGAUAGGAAUCUCUGCGAUAGUCACACUAGCUGUAACGUACCUCUGUAUGCGAUAUAUACGUCCACUCCUUCGGAACCGAAGAACUAACAGAUCCACCACGGAAAUAAAUGAAGUAGAAGCCGAAAUUCCAUUGACCGAAAUCACACCGAGUUCAAAACCACGCCAGCAAUGUUUCGACCUUGACCAGCUCUACGCCGAGGCGAAAACAGAAUUCCAGACGAGAGACCAACUCCGGACGUCAGCACCCAUUCAUGACCAUGCCCAAUAA
Messenger RNA from Coccinella septempunctata (seven-spotted ladybird), 1257 nucleotides. RefSeq lists its product as uncharacterized. Bases 1 to 1257 code for a protein of 418 amino acids. The transcript has a single exon. The record is from RefSeq and is a predicted model, not a curated record. Lineage: Eukaryota; Metazoa; Arthropoda; Insecta; Coleoptera; Coccinellidae.